Molecule: messenger RNA, 1794 nt
Organism: Dendroctonus ponderosae (mountain pine beetle)
Lineage: Eukaryota; Metazoa; Arthropoda; Insecta; Coleoptera; Curculionidae
Product: putative fatty acyl-CoA reductase CG5065
Exons: 9
Coding region: 183-1721 (512 amino acids)
Biological process (GO): long-chain fatty-acyl-CoA metabolic process
Cellular component (GO): peroxisome
Molecular function (GO): alcohol-forming very long-chain fatty acyl-CoA reductase (NADP+) activity
Source: RefSeq, a predicted model, not a curated record
AAUGCUAGAAUAAAAGCACAUUUUUAUCGUAAUCGUGUAGUUGAAAACUGGCGGAGGCGAAUAUGAUAAUUUUUUUAACUGGCUUGAUAAACUUUUCAUAUAAAUUAGCCCAAAAUUUCACAGAGACCGUUUAUUAGGUGCCGUAUGUUUAUUAACGUAGUGCGGUAACAUUUAACUUCAGGAUGGCUUCCACGCAAACUAUCCAAGAAUGCUUUAAAGGUAAAAACUUAUUCCUGACCGGAGGAAGUGGAUUUAUUGGGAAAGCUUGCAUAGAAAAAUUUCUGCGCUCGUGUCCCGAUUUGGGCAAGAUUUACAUUCUGCUGCGGCCCAAGAAAGGAAAGUCUCUAGAAGAGCGACUCGAGCAAAUUACAUCCUCACCGCUGUUCGAGAAACUGAAGCAAAUGUAUCCUGAUAGUCUAAAGAAAAUUAUUCCCAUCAAAGGAGAUGUGCUAACACUCGGACUAGGGAUAUCCGAUGCAGACCGAAAGCUGCUUAUCCAGGAUGUGCACUUUAUUUGCCAUACAGCAGCAUCUGUUAGGUUUGACGACUUUCUAAAAGAAGCCAUUUUCAGCAACAUAAGAGCCGCCAGGGAAGUGGCUCUAUUGGCGCUGGAAAUGAAAAAUAUCCAGGUUUUCCUGCACAUAUCGACAACAUAUUGCAACAUAGAUGGUAAAACGGUAGUGGAUGAAAUCCUCUACCCUCAGCAUGGCGACUGGAAGGAGGCAAUUCGCGCUGCUGAGUCAAUUGACAAUCAUACGCUGAAUGUGCUCACACAAAAAUUCAUAGAACCUUUUCCCAACACGUACACCUACACAAAACAACUGGCAGAACAUUGUAUUAACGACAUGCUAGUGGGAAAAGUGCCUGCCAUCAUCUGCAGACCUUCAAUUGUGAUCAGCACCUUGGUGGAACCUUUCCAGGGCUGGAAUGACAACUUCAAUGGACCUGUAGGACUGCUGUUGGCUGGAGGGGCUGGAAUCCUCAGAACAGUCUAUGCAGAUCCCGGGUUCAAUCCAGAUUACUUGGCAGUAGAUAAUGUGAUCAAGAUCAUUAUUAUGGCUUUGUGGCACAAGGCAGUUUUAGGACAAAAAUCCAGCCUAUCCAUAUACCAAGCUAGCACAUAUAAGGAAAUGUUGAUGAAGCCCAACUAUCUGGCGGAAACGGGCAGGAAAUUGUACUGGGACGUCCCCUUUAAGAAAAACAUUUGGUACCCGGACGGUUCAGUGACCAAGUAUUUCCAUAUUUUCUAUAUCAAAGUGCUUCUCUACCAUGUACUGCCCGCUCUUUUGGUCGACUUUCUGAUGCUAUUGGCCUGCCGAACUCCAUUCUUGCUCAAAUUGCAAAGGAAGAUCUACAUUGCCAACAUAGCGGUGAGUCACUUCUUGUUAAAGGAAUGGCUGUUCGUGAACGACAACAGCAAACGACUUUAUACGUACCUGCCAGAUGAAGACAAAGAUGCAUUCAACAUCAAUCAAUUGCCAUUAACUGAAGACGACCUAUACAAGUAUUACGCCAAUUGUUGUGAUUAUGCUAGAAGGUAUUUGCUCAAAGAAUACGAUGACAUUAUGGAAGAAACGCGAACUAGGAACAAGAGAAUGUAUUUCCUGCAUUGCUUGACCAAGUUUCUGUUCUAUAGCUGGAUGGCCUGGAUUGUAUUUUACAAAAUAAACGUAGUGAAGAUCCUACUGAUUUCGCUUCGCGACUAUUGGAACAGUUUAUAAGAUUUACUGCCCUAUUUUCCCACUAUUUUUUAAGUUUGCUAAUAAAUCAUGACUGCUGAGAUACUUUUCUUUA